Molecule: messenger RNA, 975 nt
Organism: Anopheles marshallii
Lineage: Eukaryota; Metazoa; Arthropoda; Insecta; Diptera; Culicidae
Exons: 5
Coding region: 1-975 (324 amino acids)
Biological process (GO): sensory perception of taste
Cellular component (GO): membrane; neuronal cell body; dendrite
Source: RefSeq, a predicted model, not a curated record
AUGAUCUACGUUGUUUUUACCACCGAUUCAUGGGACUUACUCUUCACCUCGAGCUCGCAGUACGUAGAGAACGGUUUGGAUAUUCUGCUUAAGAUACCAAUCGGCUUAGUCGUGUUCUUUCCUUGGAUAUUUUUGCUGCGCAAACCCCAAAUUUCCCUUUUAUCACACGAUCUGGCUGUUUUCGAUAAGUUAGUAAGUAAGUGCAAUUACACGCCCAACUACCAAUUUUUCCAUAUCGUUGCAACAAUAUUCACUACAAUUGAUGUCGGUGUUCCACUGAUUAUACUGGUAGCUAUUCGAGGAUUGAGCUUUUGGAUGAAUCACUUUAUUGUCCUAGCAUUCAUUGGUGUAUCCUGGUCGGCCGGCUUGUUGUUCAACACCGUUUUCAACAUAAUACUCUACCACAUUCUGUACCGCGUUGAAGUUAUCAAUGAUUUACUCAGGAAACUUUUGUAUCGCGAUCGAUUUCAAAAUAAUACGCCUGACACUAUGGAGCUGAUCAGGACAGUAAUGCGGUUGCAUGAUAAACUCGGCGAUAUAGCAAACAAUUGUUCAAGAUGUUUUGCCAUGACGACCGUCCUGACAAUGAUCCACGUUUUGGUCUCGCAGAUGCUAACCACCUUUGCUUUAAUUCGUGUCGCGUUCUACCAUUACGAUGCAAUCGAACUUAAAGAUUGCAUUUUCUACAUGAUUGGUACAAUGAGCUAUUGCUUGCUGCCAAUCGGUACCAUUUGGAUGGCAGGAGAUAUCAAGAAACGAACCGUCGUCACCUGGAAGUUGGUACACCGCUUCAUCAAUACAACCGACGACACUGAAAUUGAGGAUCUUCUACAACAGUUUUCCGAACAAAUGAACCAUCGUUCGCCCAGCAUUGAUUUUCGAUUUUUUGACGUCGAUUGGCCAUUGCUAGUGAAGGCCUGUGGGGAAGCGACCACUUAUCUGAUUAUUAUGAUACAGUUCGAUAUAAAACAGUGA